ACAAGCUCGGGGCCUACUGAAAAGCCUCCUGGACGUUGAAUUUCUCUCGCUUGGGUUUGCGGUGGGGCACGAAGAGGUUGAGGUGGAACAACGUAGAGCGUCCCGGGAUCCGGCCGCUCGCUACCUUCCUGAACGUUGGGGCACGGGGCCUCCCCGGGGAUCCGUAGCGGAGCAGUGGGGCCGCAAAGACCAGGGCGACUGCGGGCGCUCCGGAAUCCCGAACUCGGUGUUAAGAAGACGCCGCGGAGCUUGUCGGAGCCACGCUGGGAUUUGAAGCCGAGGCCAAAUGCUACUGUCUCCAUACGUCCGCGACCGGAAGUCGCCUCUUGGGCUUUGCAUCCUUUUUCAGUUUGGCCUGAGUUUGGGUUAAUUGUGUAAAUGUCUUAGCCGUUUAGGCCGAAUUUCAUGAAUACGUUUGAAAAGAGCAAAAGCGCCGAAAGCAAAGGAUUGCAGAUGGCGGGUGAAAAAGCUGAGAAGCCUAAUGCAAAGGAGAAGAAACCUGAAGCCAAGAAGGCUGAUGCUGGUAGCAAGGUUAAGAAGGGUAACCUCAAGGCCAAGACGCCUAAGAAGGGGAAGCCCCACUGUAGCCGAAACCCUGUCCUAGUCAGAGGAAUUGGCAGGUAUUCGCGAUCCGCUAUGUACUCGAGAAAAGCUAUGUACAAGAGGAAGUAUUCAGCAGCUAAAUCCAGGAUUGAAAAGAAAAAGAAGGAGAAGGUUCUUGCUACUGUCACAAAACCAGUUGGUGGUGACAAGAAUGGUGGUACCCGAGUGGUUAAACUUCGCAAAAUGCCUAGAUAUUAUCCUACUGAAGAUGUGCCUCGGAAACUGUUGAGCCAUGGCAAAAAACCCUUCAGUCAGCAUGUGAGAAAACUGCGAGCCAGCAUCACUCCUGGGACCAUUCUGAUCAUCCUUACUGGGCGCCACAGAGGCAAGAGGGUUGUUUUCCUGAAACAGUUGAGCAGUGGCUUGCUACUUGUGACUGGACCUCUGAUCCUCAAUCGAGUUCCUCUGCGUAGAACACAUCAGAAAUUUGUCAUCGCCACCUCCACCAAAAUUGAUAUCAGUGGUGUGAAAAUCCCCAAACACCUCACUGACACCUACUUCAAGAAGAAGAAGCUGCGUAAGCCCAGGCACCAGGAGGGUGAGAUCUUUGACACCGAGAAAGAGAAAUACGAGCUUACAGAACAGCGCAAGGUCGAUCAGAAAGCUGUGGACUCACAAAUUCUGCCAAAAAUUAAAGCUGUUCCUCAGCUCCAGGGCUACCUCCGCUCUGUGUUUGCUCUCACAAAUGGAGUUUAUCCUCACAAAUUGGUGUUCUAAAUUUCUUUCAAAGAACCUAAUUAAAUAACUGAUCCAUUUCC
Manis javanica (Malayan pangolin) is the source of this 1361-nucleotide messenger RNA. RefSeq names its product ribosomal protein L6 (gene RPL6). Gene Ontology annotation, biological process: cytoplasmic translation; ribosomal large subunit assembly. The record is from RefSeq and is a predicted model, not a curated record. Gene Ontology annotation, molecular function: RNA binding; structural constituent of ribosome. NCBI's taxonomy places the organism in Eukaryota, Metazoa, Chordata, Mammalia, Pholidota, Manidae. Gene Ontology annotation, cellular component: ribosome; cytosolic large ribosomal subunit.